CAGGGCUUUGACAAGAUCAAGGGUGAUACUGGACCACUUGAGGGUGUCUACCUGUGCAAUGUCUACAUCACCAGAUGAUGAGGUCAUACUGGAGAGACAUGGCAACAAGGGAGUCAUUACACUGAAUAGACCAAAAGCCCUCAACGCAUUAAAUCUGAGCAUGAUCAGAAAAAUGUACCCAGUGCUAAAGGCUUGGGAAGACGAGGCCUCAUUCAGAAUGAUCAUCAUAAAAGCAAAUGGAGGAAAGGCUUUCUGUGCUGGUGGAGAUAUUGUUGCUGUAACAGAAGCUGGUAAAGUUGAUGGGCAAUUAGCAAAAGAUUUCUUCAAAGAGGAGUACAUUCUAAAUAAUUUUAUAGGUACAACAGAUAUCCCCUAUAUAGCUCUGAUUGAUGGAAUCACUAUGGGAGGGGGAGUUGGGUUGUCUGUACAUGGUAAAUACAGGGUGGCUACUGAGAAAACAAUCUUUGCAAUGCCAGAAACAGGAAUAGGUUUAUUUCCUGAUGUUGGAGGUGGUCAUUUUCUACCCCGGUUAGGAGGGUACCUAGGUCGUUAUCUAGCUUUAACUGGGUUUAGACUAAAAGGAGUAGAUGUCUACAAGGCUGGCAUUGCAACACAUGUAGUGGACUCUGACAAGCUAGUAGACUUGGAGAAUGAACUACUCAAUCUUAAGAUAGCCAAAGAGCAAAGCAUAGUUAAUGUACUCAAUUCAUACCAUGAUAAGAGUUCCAUUGACAAAUCUCAAGACUUUAUACUGAAGCCACAUCAGGAGGAAAUCAACCAGUUGUUUAGUGGUCAAACUUUAGAAGAGAUCUUCCUGAAUCUGGAAAGAGCUGACACGGAGUGGGCCAGCAAAACAUUACAGACUCUAAAACGGAUGUCUCCAGUAUCUAUGAAGGUGACUCUACGUCAGAUCCAAGAAGGGGCAUCAAUGAUGCUACAGGAUGUCUUGCAAAUGGAAUACAGGAUAAGCCAACAGUGUAUUGCACAGAAAGACUUUUAUGAAGGAGUUCGAGCAGUCCUCAUAGACAAGGACCAGA
Messenger RNA from Owenia fusiformis, 1037 nucleotides. The record is from the annotation of a GenBank genome assembly. Lineage: Eukaryota; Metazoa; Annelida; Polychaeta; Sabellida; Oweniidae.